AUGUACGCAUAUUACUACGCGCUCCGAAGGCUUUUGCGACAACCCGACCACAACCCGUUGAGCGCGUGUAAUUUGUUGCUCGUCGUAGUCGAUAUGGUUUUCAUCAUCUUGGCGACGGCGCACGACUAUGCGGCAAAAAUCGCCGAGUUCGAGACGUUCGUUCACACUACACUCUACGAAACCCUGUGCAAUUGUUUGGUCUACCAAAUUCCUGGAUAUUAUUGGAACAUAAUACCUGAAAAGCAGGAAAUGGAGAAUAACUUCGAGCUGUUCGAUUAUUGGCUGAAGAUCGUAAUGUUCUUCAUGCUUUUCCUCACCGACGCCGCUAUCAUCUACAAGCUGUACAAGAUGAAGAUCUUGGGGAAAACGGCUCCUGCGGCGCCUCGGUUUAGCAAAGGAGCUCCUUCUACCAUCUCACCAUCAGCCGUUUUUAUCGUCGACCCGAUGACGAACAGGACUGGAGAAUCAGUUCGGAGGGCCGCGAUGAGCCGUCUCAAGAUUAACGUCGACACCCGCCUGGCCAUCGCCUUCACCUAUAUUUUGGUGGAAACGAUAGCUAUCACUGCCUAUUUUAAGGUUAUCCAAUACAUUCCGUACAACAUCAUGAUGUAUACGAAUUUUGUCAUAAACACCGCUGAAAUUGCGAAGAUCCCCGUUUAUGUGUUGAUUGUCACGAAUAAA
Mesorhabditis spiculigera is the source of this 681-nucleotide messenger RNA. The record is from the annotation of a GenBank genome assembly. Lineage: Eukaryota; Metazoa; Nematoda; Chromadorea; Rhabditida; Rhabditidae.